Asparagus officinalis (garden asparagus) is the source of this 267-nucleotide messenger RNA. RefSeq lists its product as uncharacterized. The coding region runs from base 1 to 267 and encodes 88 amino acids. The transcript is spliced from 2 exons. The record is from RefSeq and is a predicted model, not a curated record. NCBI's taxonomy places the organism in Eukaryota, Viridiplantae, Streptophyta, Magnoliopsida, Asparagales, Asparagaceae.
AUGGGUCGUUGGAUAAAACCGGAGGUGUAUCCGUUGAUGGCUGCCAUGGCCUUCGUGUCAGGUCUCUGUGCUUUCCAGCUCACUCACAAUGUUCUCAUGAAUCCUGAUGUCAGGAUCAACAAAGCUCAUCGAACGAUGGCAGUGCUGGAGAAUGCUGAAAAAGGGGAGAAGUACAGCCAGCACAGCUUUCGCAAAUUUCUCAGUCACCACCGUCCCGAAGUCAUGCCUGCACUCAACCGGCUCUUUUCGGACACUAACAACAACUGA